Messenger RNA from Panicum virgatum (switchgrass), 2205 nucleotides. RefSeq lists its product as uncharacterized. Gene Ontology annotation, molecular function: nucleic acid binding; RNA-DNA hybrid ribonuclease activity. NCBI's taxonomy places the organism in Eukaryota, Viridiplantae, Streptophyta, Magnoliopsida, Poales, Poaceae. The record is from RefSeq and is a predicted model, not a curated record. Bases 55 to 2205 code for a protein of 716 amino acids. The transcript has 3 exons.
GUGACUUAUGGGCAGUGCACGGGGCAGCAGAUUAACCCAGCAAAAUGCUCCAUCAUGUUCAAUGGAAAAAUGCAGCUGACCCUGAAGGACCAGGUCAAAGCUAUACUGCAGGUGGAGAAUGAUGUGUUAGAUGCACGGUACUUGGGGCUCCCGACGCUGAAAGGAAGAAUGAAGGGGGAUCGGUUCCAGUAUCUGAAGGAGCGCAUAAGCAAACAUCUCAAGAACUUCUCGGAGAAGAACAUGUCCAGUGCAGCAAAAGAGAUUCUCAUCAAAUCGGUGGCCCAGGCUCUGCCAACGUACAUCAUGGGUGUCUUUAAGCUCCCUCUUGGCCGAUGCGAUGAUCUGACGAGCAUCAUUAGGAACUUCUGGUGGGGCACAAAACAUGGCCGACAAAAAACAGCUUGGACUGCUUGGGAAGCGAUGAUCCAGAAAAAAUGUUGUGGCGGCCUGGGAUUCAAAGAUCUACGUCUGUUCAACCAAGCCAUGCUAGCUAGGCAGGCCUGGCGCCUAAUCCAGUUCCCGGACAGUUUGUGUGCACGCAUGCUAAAAGCCAAGUACUUUCCGAGGGGGAGCUUAGUUGAUACUGCCUUCUGUUCAAAAGCUUCUACAACUUGGCAAGCAAUUAUGCAUGGGUUGGAGCUUCUCAAGCAAGGAAUCAUUUGGCGAGUGGGCAAUGGCACACAAAUUCGUAUCUGGAGAGACCCAUGGAUACCGCGGGAAAUAUCACUCAGGGUCUUUUCUCAGAGAAGGUGUCGCUUGCGAUGGGUGUCCCAACUGUUGGAUAUUGAGGGAAGAGGCUGGGAUCUUCAAAAGCUCCCCCAAAUCUUUAAUCUGGCCGAUGCAGAGGAAAUUGCCAAGAUAAAGAUUCCUGUACGGGCGUCGGAAGACUUUAUAGCGUGGCACGCGGAAAGAAAUGGAAUGUUCUCUGUCCGAAGUGCUUAUAACCUGGCGCUUAGAAUCAAGCUUGGACAGGGAGUGCAGGGCUCCAGUUCAGCUCCAACUGGCGAGAGGAAAUUGUGGCAGCGUGUGUGGGCCGGUCAUGUUCCACCAAAAGUCAAUGUGUUCAUUUGGAAGCUGGCAAAGGAUAUCCUACCGACCAGAUGGGCGAAAUUCAUCCGACGGUUAUUCAGAUACACCGGUCCAGAUUGGCUUCUGCUCCUCCUGGAUCAAUGUUCAGAUGUUGAACGUGACCUUACCAAGCUGCUGUUGUGGAAGGCUUGGUCAGUUCACAAUAAUAUCACGCAUCAGGCAGGACCAACAAGUAUAUCAGAAGCUGAACAUGCUCUGCUCUCCAUGCAAGCUACUUUAGCUGAAAUUCUAUUAGGCGGCGAAGGGGUCAAAGGUAAAGGGAAAGCACCAUGUUCAUGGUCCGGCAAGAACAAGCGGCUCAGUUCGGCAAGCAAGGAGCAGGACAGGAAGACCAAGUGGGAGCCCCCUCCUGUAGAUGGCUCAUUUGUCCAGCAGUCUGGGGCAGCUGGAGUUGGAGUAAUUGCUCGCGACAGCAUGGGCCAUGUUCUCCUCUCAGCUUGGCGUGCCAUUUUGGAAUGCCAGGAUGCUGCAGAAGCAGAAGCUUGGGCAUGCCUAGAAGGUUUCUGGCUGGCUGCACAAUGGAUCCAUGAGCCGGUCAUCGUUGAGUCUGAUUGCAUAAGAAUAGUCCAAGCUAUGCAAGCAAAGGAAGACCGAUCCGCUCUUAGAUUCAUCCUGCUGGAGGUCAAGGAUCAAGCGCGGAUGUUAUCUGAGUGGCGAAUGGCCAAGGUAAAAAGAGAGUGUAAUUUAGUUGCGAAUGAAUUAGCUCAGUUAGCUAGGAGGAACAUGCAUUCUGCGGUGUGGUUAAGACGUGUGCCUGCGUGCGUUGAUGAUUUUGUCAAGAAUGAUUCGCUACAAUUGAAGCACAAACCAAACAACGCCUCUGUGCCCGUCAGCUUCUCGCAGCCGCAGCUGCCAGCUGAGCUCGCCGGCCCCACCGGCGGCCGGCACGCGUGCGUGCUCGCCGGGCAUCUCGCUGCCCACCGCCGCACGGCGGCCGACGGAGCUGCGCCGGCCACACGACCCAUCCCGUCGCGGCCUGGCCGGGCCCCUGCCGCCGCACCAGAGCGCAGCAGCGUCAGGUCCCGUCGCCCGCCGCGGCUUUCCACGCCCGCCGCCCAUCGCAAGCCCGACGCGGCUCACGCGCUGGUUGACCGGGUGCGGCCGAGGAGUCAGUGA